AAAGAUCUCUUUGUGGAAGCCAUUGAUGGCCGCCUUUUAAAUUCGAAAGAAGGAUCCUCUUCUUGUUCUCCUGCCUCUUCAAGUUCAAAUAUCAUCUUGUAAGGGACAUCCUGGACAACAUUCCUAACGCCCUUCUAAAGAAGGAUCCUCAUGAGUCCUGAGUUCGCAUUCACAAUCAGAUCUGAAACUGAAGUAUGAUCGAGCAAGAUCUGUAGUUAAAGGACCACCUAAAUCUGAUCUGUUUGGGGGGACCUGAAGCUGCUGUAUGUCCGCUAAUGCUCUGUGAAGAAUUUAUAGAUAAAGGCUGUCCAUCGCCACUAAGGCUAAAGCAUUUUUUUGACUCUCCGAACUCCAACAUUCUCCAUCAUAACCUCCUCUGCUAUCGAUUCCACAGGACCAAUUUGGACCCUCAUAUUCGGGUUUAAACUACGUCAGACUAAGAAGUCUUAGACACUCUUAAAAAUGGGUCUCAAGUACGUUGCCGCUUACCUCUUGGAGGUCCUCGCCGGAAAGGAGGAACCGACUGCCGCCGACCUCAAGAAGGUCAUCGAGUCUGUUGGUGACUUCGACUCUGCCUUGGCUGAAAAGCUCUGCUCUGAGAUGAAGGGUACUUGUUUAUACAUAGUGUGGUUUUAGAAAUUUUAGAAGACGAUCCAGUACUGCUACCGUUAGGAAGUUUCAUUUAGAUCAAAAGCCCGUCGGACAUCUUCUAGAAUCAGCAACUCCUGAAGGCAAAUUACCCUCCACGGGCCCUCAUCCUCACGGAUUUGGGAAUAGUUGAUUUAGACGCAGUAGAUUUCUAUUUCAGGAGAAAGGUCCAGGUCUACUUGGAUUUUGGUAUUAAUUAUGCGACUUUGGUGAUUAUCUUAUUCUAGCUUUGUUGCCAAAGCGCAUCACAACAAAUCCAUCUUUUUUCACACCACAGGCAAGUGCGUCCACGAGGUGAUCGCUGCCGGAAAGGAAAAGCUCCAGGGCUUCGGUGGUGGCGGUGGUGGUGCCGCUGCUGGCGGUGCUGCCGCUGCUGGUGGCGCCGCAGCUGCUGAGGAGAAGAAGGAAGAAGCUCCGCCAGAGGAGGAAGAAGAUGACAUGGAGUUCGAUCUCUUCGAUUAAAUCUUCAAAUAGUGACUGAGACUGACCAUCUUCAGGGAUGAUAUUCGAAGUCUAACAUCACCGCGGUCAGCGUGCCUUGAAGAAGAGAAAAAGCUUGCUUCUGGGAUUCCGUUUUCGAGAAUCGACGCUUUUCUCACAUGUACCUCGUUGCGGGAAGUCCGACACUCUAACAGAUCCGAGACAUCAGUUUCUCCGAAAAUGACGAUGCGUUUGGAGAACCGAGGAGAGGACCUGGAGACUACUGCGUGAAUAUCCAAGAGAUGACCUUUCAUGAUUGUGCCUUGGAUUUUCGAGUCUAGAGUCUCAUUUUGCACUAAAAGUUCAGACGGAAUUCUCGGACAAAAAAACGCUGAUGUUGAUCAACAGCGUCGACGUGAUGUCUUGUAUUUUUAGAGCGAAAGAGGCGGACCCUCAUGACCCAGUCUGACGACAAAAAAAAAGAAAAUGCCACACACACCAAAGAGUUGGAUGUGUGUGGUGCAAUUCAUCUGCGCGCGUGGUUUUGUUCGUAUAUGUACGUCAGUG
This is a messenger RNA of Amoebophrya sp. A25, 1635 nucleotides long. NCBI's taxonomy places the organism in Eukaryota, Dinophyceae, Syndiniales, Amoebophryaceae. The record is from the annotation of a GenBank genome assembly.